GGGUAUGCUACCCCAACUACUUUUAUAUGUAAAACAGUGCGUUGACGUUUAUAAAUAAACAUGACAGGUGUUACUUGUUAAAGGUUAGGCAAAUCGCUCUUGUAAUGUAUUUCUUAAAGUUCUAAUUGAGUUUUACAAGUAUGACGAAGGAUACGAAGAUAUUUUUCCAUAAAACAGUGCUACAUUUGGCCAGAUCGCUCGCAGCAAUAAAAAACACACCAUGGGAAAAGGUGAAAACGUUGUUCACAUUAUGUCCUUCGGAAGUGAAAAAUGGGGUGAUAGCAAUCAGUUGUCGCCAACAAGAUGCAGUCAUUGCUUUGGGAAUAUACUUUCUGGAGUCUGGACUGCAACACCAAGAAAAAAUACUCCCUUACUUAAUGAACCUGGCCAAACUGUUGGAAAAGGCAACAUGGGUGGAUGAAAUGAAAUACAAUGAAACUGAUAGGAUUCCCAUAGCUGAGAAAUUCAGCUUUUGCUUGCACACAUUGUUGAGUGACAUUGCAGUGCGUUGUGAGGAGGCACGGAACAGCAUAAUAAACCUCCAGGUUGAUUGCAUGGUAUCACUAACCAACAGUAUUUUAAAUUUACAAGACCCAGAUAGCAGCAAUAGUGCCACAAAGUUGUUUGUGAGCAAGACAACAAUUCCAGUACUUAUUGGAUUAGCUAGGGCAAUGGGGAGAUUUACUGCUAAUGAUCCACCAUUGAUAUGUAGAAUAUUUCCUAAGCCUGAACCCCCUUUAAGUCAAGAGGCUACCAAAGAUCAAAAUGCUUACAAAAGGAGUUUCAGCAAUUUUAGAAAUAUUAUUCCUAGAAGUUUAUCAGGGAAUUUAGCAGCAACUGUGGAUAUUGUUACCCUAACAACACAAGGCUAUGAAACAACAGACAUUGCAUACAAUUCAAACUCACUCAAAAGAGGCUCCAUAAUUUGCCACCAUCAGGGCAGUUAUGAUGCCACAACGUAUUUCUUCUCCAAAUUUGGCUCCAGUUUCAACCAAUUUCCACAUUUGAGGAUCAACGAUCUGAAAGACAAGGAAAAGCAGAUUAUAUUUCCAGAGGCUCACUUAUCUACCAUUUUAGCAAUGAACAAAAAGUUACUUACAAAAGAUGUACUUGAAUUACUAGAUGAAACAGCAUUAGAAAUACAUUCCACAGGGAAAAUAUUGAUUUUUCCUUAUAAAACGUUUUCUGAAACAGUCAAUUUGGUCAUGGUUACUUUAAUGAGGGAACUGUUGCAACCCCAGAAGGAUUUGCCUAUUCCUUUCACCAAGGAUGUUCAGGAAUUCGUCAAAGGGUUGUUUUUGAACGGGCAAACAGAAUUGCAGAGCAAAAAUCACGAUGCAAGCGAAAAGGAAGAUAGGGAAAGCAAUUUUGCAUUGGUCAACAAGUUUAAAAUGAACGUUAUGGCCAAUGCUGCCUGUGUGGAUUUGCUAGUCUGGGCUAUUGGCGACGAAACAGGCGCUGAUAGUUUAUGCGGUCGUCUGAGCGAAAAAAUAAACUCUAGCCAAGGCUACCGCUUAAUUUUGGCCCACAUGCCUCUGUUGAUGGUUUGUCUAGAAGGCUUGGGCAAACUGGCGCAGAAAUUUCCGAACAUCGCCUCCACAUCAAUUUAUUGCCUGCGAGACUUCCUCAUAACUCCUUCACCCAUCCUACUGAAGUUGCACCGACAAGCAAACGCCAAAGGCAACAAGGAACCGAUCAAGAUAACACCGCAAGGCAACGAUUUAAAGGUCGAGUCGAACACGAAAACCGUUUCGUCGACGCAGUCGGCGUUUGAACGACUACGAGACGCAGCCAUCGAAAACUUGUGCUACGCCUUAGGUGCCGCACACAGUUCGGACCCUGAUUGUGUCAGGGCUUUGGUGGCUGCCGUUUCGAAUAGGUUGUUCACUGCUGAGAAAAAGGACAGCGAAUCUACUUUGAUAUCCACGAAUAUUGUUAUUAUGCUGGGUCACGUGGCGGUGUCCAUGAAAGGCACCCCCAAAACAACUGAUACAAUUUUGCAGUUCUUCCAACAACGAUUUUGUCGGGUGCCCUCGGCCCUCGACACUUUGAUCGUGGAUCAGCUAGGAUGUAUGAUAAUCGCCCAGUGCGAACCUCAUGUAUACGAAGUUGUGAUGAAAAUGUUUACGAUGAUUACCGUAGAAAGUGCGAGUGCUGCAUACAACUCCACAAACGAUAAGACCCAAUACAGACACGUCUCCAGGUCUGUAAUCAACGCCUUGGCCAACAUUGCUGACAACAUCCAAGGCGAGCAACAAAUGAACGAACUCCUCGGCCGAUUACUUGAACUGUUCGUACAGUUGGGUCUGGACGGCAAAAGGGCCUGCGACAAAUCACCAGGAGCCUUGAAAGCUUCAAGUUCCGCAGGAAAUUUGGGAGUCCUGAUACCCGUCAUAGCAGUACUUUUGCGGAGGUUGCCCCCCAUCAAAAAUCCCAAGCCCAGAAUUCACAAACUCUUCAGGGACUUUUGGCUGUUCUGCGUUAUUAUGGGCUUCACCGCCUCGGAAUCAGGUUUGUGGCCGGCCGAAUGGUACGAAGGCGUCAGAGAGAUUGCAGUCAAGUCACCCACAUUAAUUUCCCCCAAUUCGAGCCGAUCCGAAAUGAGGGAGCUGCAGUACACCAGUGCCGUAAGGAACGAUUGCGUCUCCAUAAACGAGUUGCAGGAAUUGAAGUCGCAAAUUUUGGACUUACUCAAGCAUCCUCCUGAUGUUACGGCGUACGUUAACAAGCUUUCCUUCGCUCAGUGCACGUUUUUGUUAAGCGUUUACUGGGUGGAAACGCUGAGGGUUCAAUAUUCUGGUGAACCAAGUUUGGUGCCUAUUAUUUCCGAUUAUCUGAGUGACUCGGCACUUCAAAAGGACAAAGCGGGUAUGUGGAGUUGCGUCUCUUCCGUUGGUGAAAGAGUAUUCGACAAGUUUUUGGAGGUAAUGAAGAACAAGCCCAAGAAUGAAGUCAGGGAGGCUGACUUGGAGCAACACGCCCAAUUUUUACUCGUUAACUUCAACCACCAACACAAGCAAAUCAGACGCGUCUCCGACAAGUUUCUCUCCAGACUUGUGGACAAGUUUCCACACUUGUUAUGGAGCAGAAGGGUUUUGUGGACGAUGUUGGACAUCCUACAAGUACUGUCAUACUCCUUGCAAAUUGAUCCGAAUCAAGAAACACCAACGUUCAGAAUACAUCAGACUCCCUACAACAUCCAACUGAUGGACACGUUGGAAGCCAGAGAAACAAUCGUGAGAGAUUUCGCUGAGAAUUCAGAUCGCAUAAUUCGAGAGGCACUGAAAUGGGCCCCACAAUGGACCCGAUCCCAUAUCCAGGAGUACAUCAAUCACAUCCCUUCAUCUGGGAUUUGGCACCACACUGGUUUGAGCAUGGCCUUGGAGUCCCUCCAGCAGUUUGGUCCUUUGAACGUGUACUCGGCGCCGUUGAGCACGAGUACGCUGGACAAGAGGCCGAAAUGUGUGAAGAGCGAUUCAUCGAAGAUCAUGUCCACGUCGGCGAUGCGUUCCAAGUACACCGGCGUCGUUAAAGGCAUCCUUGAGUUGGACAUGAUAGACGGAGGUAGAGACGCUCUGGUGAACGCCGUGUUGUCCCGCGUCUGGAAGGCGUGCCAGGAGCGAUCGGACGCCCUGCACAGGGACGCCUUGUGGCAAGCCACCGCCCUCCUGAUUUCCUCGCAGGAGCUGAACAGGAACCUGUUGCAUUGCAUUGCGUGGUCUCAGGUGGAGCUAUUCACCGUCGAUGCGAUGCUGACGGCAGUCGAAUGUUGGCAGUGGCUGAUCACAUCGAAGCCGGAACUGGAGAUACGGUUUUUGCAGGAGAUGGUCUCAGCGUGGAACUGCACCGUGCACAAGAAGCUGGGCUUGUUUUCGAUCACGAAGCCGCCAACCAGUCCGUUGUCAGCUUAUGAAGGGUGUCAUUUAGAACCGGAUCCUCCUUUCGUCAAGCCCCAUGCCAUUUGGGUGCAGUUUAUUUGUGAAUUGGUGGAGACCAUCAAGUACAGCAGUUAUGAGAAAGUUGAAAUGUUGGCCAGUUUAAUCCAUAGGUCUUUGGCGAUGUGUGUGGGUCAAGACCCGCCUUGUCAGACAAGACAUGUUUCAGCCAUAGGCACCAGAUUCAAGCUAUUGACUUGUGGGUUGUCGUUAUUGCAAGGAGAUAUUUUGCCUAAAAGUUUGGCAAAAAAUGUACUUAGAGAAAGAAUUUACUGUAGUUGCCUGGACUAUUUUUGUAAGCCAGUUAGUUGUCCUACUCAAUCCACCUCUGAAUUGAGGGAGGACAUAACCACUUUAGUUAAAUUUUGGCAAAUGCUCCAUUCGGACAAGAAGUACUUAAAAGCUUCAGAUGUUGGAGAUUUAGAUCUAGGUCCCACAACUCCACUAGCGGCGAUACAAAACAACGAGCUAGCAAAACCUGGUGAAUUCAACCGUCCAGCAACCGGUUGGAUUAACACCGUACCAUUAUCUACCAGUUCCGCCACUUUAAGUAAACGAUCUUCAAAGUCUAAAAGGGCACCGAUGGCCGACAAUUUCGUCAAGUGUUACUUGAAAAAGAGGAAUCUGAUUUUGGAGUUGCUUGCUGUCGAAUUUGAAUUUUUGAACGUCUGGCACAAUCCGACGGGCAAAGCUGAACUCCUAAUUCCGGGCGAGGAAAACAUUGCAGCCUGGCGAGGCAAACCGAUAACCGACAAACAGUGGCAAGACUUUACUCGCCUUGCGUGGGAUAUUUCACCAGUACUAGCCGUUUAUCUUCCAUGCAGGUUUCGAACGAACGAAGCUAUAAUCAACGAGAACAAACACCUGAUCCUCCAGAAUCCGGUCUGUGUUUCCCACGUGCCGGAGGCACUUCAGUACCUGGCUACCACAGAUGCAUUGCUGGCGGACAUUCCGAAGCUGAAUUACAUGCUGACUUGGGCACCAAUUUCGCCUAUUCAGGCGCUGGCCUUUUUCAGUCGACAGUUCCCGCCGCACCCGAUUUCGUCGCAAUACGCCGUGAGGGUGCUCAGUUCCUAUCCGGCGGAUGCAGUUCUGUUUUACAUUCCCCAACUCGUCCAGGCGUUGAGACACGACACAAUGGGUUACGUGACGGAGUUUAUCAAGUACAUUGCUAAGAAAUCGCAAAUUGUGGCCCACCAAUUGAUUUGGAACAUGAAGACUAACAUGUACUUGGACGAAGACAUGCAACAGAAAGAUCCUGUUUUAUACGACCAACUGGAGGCGUUAUGCCAAAAUAUAUUGUCAGAAUUAUCAGGCCCAGCGUUGCAGUUCUACGAACGUGAGUUCGACUUCUUCGACAAAAUCACGAACAUAUCCGGCGAAAUUCGGCCAUAUCCUAAAGGACCGGAGCGACGCAAGGCUUGCCUGGAAGCGCUAAGCAGAAUUAAGGUACAAAACGGUUGUUACCUUCCAAGUAACCCUGAAGCAAUGGUGCUGGAUAUUGAUUACAAAAGUGGCAUUCCCAUGCAGAGUGCUGCUAAAGCUCCUUAUUUGGCCAAGUUUAAAGUCAUGAAGUGUGGCAUAAAUGAACUAGAAAAUAUUGCUAUGGCUGUUUCAUCAAACCAGCAAAAGGAGCUGAGUUUAGGACCGGAAUUGUGGCAGGCGGCGAUUUUCAAAGUAGGAGACGACGUCAGACAAGACAUGUUGGCGUUGCAGGUCAUUGGAAUAUUCAAGAACGUUUUCCAAACCGUCGGGCUCGACUUGUAUCUGUUUCCUUACCGAGUGGUCGCCACAGCUCCAGGGUGUGGGGUCAUAGAAUGCGUCCCCAACGCAAAAUCCCGCGACCAACUGGGUCGUCAAACCGACAUAGGCAUGUACGAGUACUUCCUGAAGACGUACGGCGACGAGAGCACGAAAGAGUUCCAGAAUGCUCGUCGCAACUUCAUUGUGUCGAUGGCCGCGUACAGCGUCGUAGGUUUCCUGUUGCAGAUCAAGGAUCGACACAACGGCAACAUCAUGUUGGACACAGACGGACACAUCAUCCACAUCGACUUCGGAUUCAUGUUCGAGUCGUCCCCGGGAGGCAAUCUGGGCUUCGAACCGGACAUCAAACUUACCGACGAGAUGGUGAUGAUCAUGGGCGGCAAAGUCGAGGCGCCGCCUUUCAGAUGGUUCUCCGAGUUGUGCGUGCAGGCUUAUUUAGCCGUCCGACCGUUCCAAGAGGCUAUAAUCUCGCUGGUGUCGUUGAUGCUGGACACUGGUCUUCCCUGUUUCCGUGGCCAGACGAUCAAAUUGCUGAGGGGCAGAUUCAACCCCGGGGCAAGCGACAAGGAGGCGGCCGCCUACAUGCUGCAAAUAAUACGGAACAGUUUCUUGAACUUCAGGACACGCACUUACGACAUGAUACAAUAUUAUCAGAACCAAAUACCCUAUUAGAAAAAAAAUACUCGACAAUUCCAUUAGUUAAUGUGUUUUAGAUAUUUGAGAAUUAGCAACCAUCUGUCCCUUCCCCAUUUGAUCAGUAUUUCAUGUUAUAUGGUUGAAAUGUGUUUCAGGUGUAAUUGUUACAUUUUGUUGGUCAUUUUUAGAUGUAUGUCCAAAAAUUAAUUUUAUCAGUAUUGUGAAUUAGGGAAAUUUGGAUGAAAUUUGAAAUUUUUGGCGUACUGUGUCACACUCAGCGGUGGAAAGUAUUUAACAAUUUUUAUAAGUUGUUUGUUGAUGUAUAUAUAGGAAUAAAUUGUAUAUUUUAUAAAUUAUAUUUAUUGUUAACAUUAUUGUUUCAAAUUAAAUAAAGUAUUUUAAAAAUUAAA
Messenger RNA from Aethina tumida (small hive beetle), 6745 nucleotides. RefSeq names its product phosphatidylinositol 4-kinase alpha (gene Pi4KIIIalpha). The transcript is spliced from 19 exons. Gene Ontology annotation, molecular function: 1-phosphatidylinositol 4-kinase activity. The coding region runs from base 141 to 6371 and encodes 2076 amino acids. The record is from RefSeq and is a predicted model, not a curated record. Gene Ontology annotation, cellular component: cytoplasm; plasma membrane. NCBI's taxonomy places the organism in Eukaryota, Metazoa, Arthropoda, Insecta, Coleoptera, Nitidulidae. Gene Ontology annotation, biological process: phosphatidylinositol-mediated signaling; phosphatidylinositol phosphate biosynthetic process.